AUGGCCAACAACAACGAUGGUGAUCGAGAUGGCAUCGGAAGCCUCUUCAAGGACCACAAACUAACUUUCCUCCUAAUCGCAGCCGGAACCACCUCUCUCUUCAUCACCAUCUACCAUCUCAUCACUGUCUGCUUAUAUAAUCGGAACCAGACGCCACGGUCUCCGCCGCCGCGGCAGCUGCAGCCACAGGACCCGCAUAACAGCGCCGAGGCGUCUGUGGCCGAGCUUAUCCCGGCGCACAAGUAUAAUAGAGGAGAAGGUUUGGUGGGAUACGCGAACGACGAAGACGUGGUUUGCGCGGUGUGCCUAGCCGAAUUCGAAGAGGGGGAGGAGCUCCGGACCUUGCCGGAGUGCUUGCACUCGUUUCACGCGCCGUGUAUAGAUAUGUGGCUCUUUUCACAUUCCACUUGUCCGGUAUGCCGUGGCGAUGCCACGCCUUCCCCGUCGCCGACGAUCGGAUGGCAUGGUGAGACACGGUUGGAUUCUAGGAGAUAUUGA
Humulus lupulus (European hop) is the source of this 498-nucleotide messenger RNA. RefSeq names its product RING-H2 finger protein ATL39-like. The record is from RefSeq and is a predicted model, not a curated record. The coding region runs from base 1 to 498 and encodes 165 amino acids. Lineage: Eukaryota; Viridiplantae; Streptophyta; Magnoliopsida; Rosales; Cannabaceae. Gene Ontology annotation, biological process: protein ubiquitination. The transcript has a single exon.